CACCCGUGAGUUUAGUUAUGCCAGAGUUCACUCCCUCCAAACCAGCACGCGUACCAUACGUAUUUCCACCUCCUGGGACCAACCAGGUGGCAGACAAGAUCCGUGAACGCAGACGCAACGGGGAGCUCAUCGACCUGGAUGCCGUUCUGUUGAACAGUGAGCCUGUAGCAUCAGGCUGGAAUGGCUUGGGGGAAGCCCUCAGGCUGAACACUACUUUGGCACCCCAGCUCGUGGAACUCCUGAUCCUUCGUGUAUCAGCACUCAACGGUUCAGCGUAUGUCUGGCGACAGCAUGAAGACAUUGGGCGCAAGGUCGGCCUACCUGCGAGCACCAUCCGUGUUGUUCGCACGGAAGACGCAUUUGCCUUUGCCUCUACGGGCUCUGUUGGGAUAACUAUUCCUCCAGUUUACGCCGCUGCCCUUGACUACGCGGACCAUAUGACCCGCUCGAUCCUGGUUCCACAGCCUGUUUUCGCGCGCUUCCGCGGCCUUCUGGAGAACGACAGACAGAUCGUCGAAGCUACGACUGUCGUUGGAGGGUACAAUCUUACUACCAGAGUGAUGAGGGCGCUGGAUGUCGCAGGGAUGGCGGAAGAAGAGGUACCGAUACCUACUGCUGAAGAUUGAGGAGAAGCAAAGUCAUAUAGACUUAAGGCUCGCAUGCGGAGUGUAUAUGAUCAGCCACAAUCAUUGCCGCAAAUCGUGUAAUAUUACAAGUUCUCUUACUGCCUGUCUCACAAACCUCGCAUGUCAGAUUUCCUGAAUGGCAUUUUCAAU
Molecule: messenger RNA, 776 nt
Organism: Heterobasidion irregulare TC 32-1
Lineage: Eukaryota; Fungi; Basidiomycota; Agaricomycetes; Russulales; Bondarzewiaceae
Exons: 5
Coding region: 18-626 (202 amino acids)
Molecular function (GO): peroxiredoxin activity
Source: RefSeq, a predicted model, not a curated record